UACCGGAAAUCCUGAACUAGACGAAGAGCGGACGCCUGACUUUGUGUACCAGGCAAAUAUCUCCCGAAACCGAGUUCUACUUCUGUGUGUAUUUAUACACGUUUUAACCCAUGCAUAUUCGGUCAUAGACGAAAGUGCACUAUUAGAAGUGUCAAAACGGUUCAAGCUAGCAAUUGGGAGCUCCGGUCUGCAUCUCGAGAAGAGACAUAACAGACAUGUCGCGCGGUAUUAAAGAAGAAGGAGACUUAAGUGGUUUGUGCAUUGACACUGAUCCUGACCCGGCAAGUAAGACUGAAGAAGAGGAGCAGACAGAAUUACAGUGUAUACAUCCAUGGAAAAAGCAUGCAGAUCCAGAUGUAGUCAAGGGCUGCUGGUCCAGAGAAGAAGAUGAAAAGAUCAUACAGCUAGUGGGAAAGUAUGGCACUAAGCACUGGAGUCUGAUUGCCAGACACCUUAAAGGGCGGUUUGGGAAGCAGUGUCGUGAGCGAUGGCACAACCACCUCAACCCACUGGUCAAAAAGAGCUCCUGGACUAAUGAAGAAGACCUCAUUAUCUACAAAGCCCAAUCCAUUCUUGGUAAUCGGUGGUCUGAGAUUGCCAAACUACUUCCUGGAAGGACAGACAACUCUAUAAAAAAUCACUGGAACUCAACCAUCAAACGAAAGGCUGAGCUGGGCCUGUAUAAAGAUGAAGCUGACAGCAUUUCCCUUGAUAUACAACAGUUUGUUGAAGGAGAGGUGGACUUUAAGUGUGAUGUUGUUUUGGACACUGAACCAGUAUCUCUUCAAGUGCCAGAGACUGGGACAGAACAUGUGCAGCAAAGCCAAACCAAUCAGAGGAUUGCUGUUUCAGUGCUGCAGAACUUGGAAUCAAGGAUGGAGUUGCCCUCCCAAAGUUCCUGUUUGAGUUCUAGUCCUGGCUCUAACUCAGGCACUGCACUAGGAGGCGUGCCAGUGGACAACAAAGUAAUUGUAGAUGCAACACUGAGGAUGAUUGCUGAAGACAUGCUGCCACUCAGUUUUGUGGAAGGCCCAGGCUUCAGAUCAUUCAUGAGCACCAUAAGACCUGAAUCCACCAAGCUAUCCCAGCGUGUCAUUGGCCUACAGCUAUACGAUGAUGUAGAGAGAACUAUAAAGCCUCAGCUCAUCCGUGACCUUCAAGCCUGCCUUGCCAAAACCCAGGGUGGUGAUGGCAAAAUUCAUGUCACUUUUGACCUCUGGGCAGGAGAUCAAUCCCAUUCAGUGGAUGAGGCUAUUCUUGUUGUACAGCUACACUUUUUGAGUGACUCUUGGCAGAUUCAACGUCCUAUUGUGGCAGUCCGUCACCUCAGUCAUCAAAACCUCAGCACUGCUGUGGCCCGGGAACUUGAAGGUGUGUUAUUGAGUUUUGGCAUCUUUCCUCAUAGCAUUGGCUAUAUCCUUGCUAACCAGGCCAAAGAAAUCGUCACUGGAAAUGAUGUAUUCUGCAACUACAAGAUUAUGUGCUCAACAAACCGUGGGGAACCGGAUGGAGAUGAGAUAAUGGCAUUUCUUUUGAACCAGUUGCCCGAUUCAGAGUCCCCUUUUUCAGAGCUGCAGAUUGGGACCAGGACUACAUGUGUUGCAACAAAAUUGCAGCUUGUGAUUAAGGAGGCACUGAAGAGCUCUAGGGUCGUGGAAAAUCUUCUCUCUCAGGUCCACAAUGUGGUUGCUUUCUUUAGAAGCAACGUCUACUGGAACAAGGUUUUGUUAAAGGAAUGCAACAUCUCUCUUUUCCCUUCCUCUACCAACUGCCGCUGGAACUCAAUGAUACUAUCUUUACGCCGUAUGGUGCAGGAGUCCACUUGGAGCACCAUCAUGACUCUUUUAGCCCAAGCUCGCAUAGAUGCUAACAACACUGCCAGUGCCCCACCUCUGGUCAUUGUUAAGAGAGAGCAAGUUAUUGACAUCCUUGGUCAUCUUGAGCCCUUUGGGGAAAUCUUGCAGGUCCUGCAAGGAAACGGAGUGACUAUCUCCUUUAUCAUACCUUGCCUCAUUGGCCUUGACAAGACCUUGGAGAAUGUUGUCACCAACUAUGUUCACUUCAACAAGUCCCUGCGCACAGGCCUCCUCACACACUUCCAGGAAAUGAUUCACCAGAGGGACAUAAUAGCUGCUGCUGUUCUUGACCCUAAAACCAAGCUGCAGCCUUUUCUUGAAGUUGAAGUUGAGGACCAAAUUGGUUUCCUGAAGCCUCCAUCAAAGCAUCAAGCUCGCAUCAUUAUGGAAGCCGCUUUAGAAAAUAUGGUGGUCUUAGCGUCUUCCUCUGAAGAGGUAGGCAUAGACAAGACAAGCAAGGUGAGUGAAAAUCAGCGAGACGGUGAAGAGGAGAGCCAAGCUCAUACACUGAUGGAGGCAUCUGUCAUCAGCUCUAAUGAUAACUAUAAGGACAGAGCCAGUGGAGGUGAUCUGAAACGAAAGUCAGUAUUAGACUUCCCACAGCCCCCUGGUAAGAUUGCUAAGACAAUGACAGAACUUGAUAUGUACCUGUCAGAACCUCUGUGGGACAGCAACUACAGUUUGUUGUACUGGAAAUCUGCAACUCAGUUCCCCCAACUCCAGAGCCUUGCCAUGAGGCUGUUGGCAAUACCAGCUACCUCGGGGGGUUUUGACAGGCUCUAUCCUAUGGCAGCCUGUAUUGUAAGAGCCAAGAGAAACCACCUGCCACCUCACACCACAGAGAGACUAUUUCUAUACAAAAAUUCAUUGAAGACAAAGACUUGCAAAAAGCAUGACUGGGUUGCAAAACACUGAUAGAGAUUCUGUAUUACAUGUUAAAAACCUCAACACUUGUAACAAUAUGUUAAACAGACAGUGAGCACCAUUUGUGACUUGUCAGUUUUGUUUUUCUUGUUUGAUAACAUGAUGGUAGAAAGGCAGCCCCAUAGGCCUUCUCACAAAUUAGCUAAAGUGCAUUCCAGUAAUAUUACAAGAUGGAUGUCUGAUAGGUAGAUAAUGCUGGUAUUUGAUAAUGACAAGCCUCUGCCAAAUAAAGUCAACUUUUUAUUCCUUCAGGCAUAGCCAACCAUCAGUGGUAAAGGACUUCAUGCCAAUAAUUACUUCUUGUUUUCAUAACCUGUGAAUUAUCUGGCUCAAACUUUAUGAUAAGAAUGUUGUUGAGGUACAAUGACUUAGUGAUUUUUUGGCUACACUUGUUUGCAGAUCUGUUAACAACAUUCAUUUAAGCUGAAAUGUUGUCAAAUGAUAGCCAACAAGUUCCAGGUUUGUCAUCCCAGAAUUUGCUCUCCACUUUGGACUGUGUUGUUUGUAUAUAGUCUAUGUGUAAAAUUUUGAGGUUUUUGUAAUUGUGAUUUGUAGUUUUAAGUAACAGUUUUAGUGUUAUGUUGUGGCAGACAAUAGUUAACAUUUAUACAUUAAGUUUUGAAAUGUUCUGAAAGAUAUAACUGAUCAGAUUAAGAUUAGCUUGGACCUUGGUUACUCUUGAUGAUGAAUUAUGAAAUGAUUUGCUUGUCAUCCCAUGUGACUUGUAAACUUAAAGGGCCAGAAAAUUCACUUAAUGUUCGUCAGUGUUUUUUUUUUAUUUUCCAACCUGUGAUCCUGCUGCAUUGAAAAGAUUUUAAAUGCUUUAAGAGCACUGGUUAUCAGUUAUUUGACAGUAAAUGGAAUUGGAAUUUUCAAAAUUUCAGGGGGGUUUGUUAAUAGAUGGGCUUUUAUACAAAUUACAGUUAAAAUUGUCUUUUAUUAAAGUGUUUGUUAUAUUGUGGCAAUUUACAUUUAACUUAGUCCUAUGAUGUACUGUGGUUCCACAUGACAGCACU
This is a messenger RNA of Cheilinus undulatus (humphead wrasse), 3796 nucleotides long. RefSeq names its product v-myb avian myeloblastosis viral oncogene homolog-like 2a (gene mybl2a). The transcript has 11 exons. The coding region runs from base 216 to 2771 and encodes 851 amino acids. The record is from RefSeq and is a predicted model, not a curated record. Gene Ontology annotation, molecular function: protein dimerization activity; DNA-binding transcription factor activity, RNA polymerase II-specific; RNA polymerase II cis-regulatory region sequence-specific DNA binding. Gene Ontology annotation, biological process: regulation of DNA-templated transcription. Lineage: Eukaryota; Metazoa; Chordata; Actinopteri; Labriformes; Labridae. Gene Ontology annotation, cellular component: nucleus.